AUGUCCAAACGAAACCGAUCAUCAUUCAUGAGAGUGGAUCCAUUUUUCGUGGAUGAUGACUCAAGUGAUGAGGAUUAUAUUCCUUCCGACGAGGAAUAUCAAUCAUCCGAUCAUUCUGAAGGAAAGAUCAAUCCUCAUCUCUCAAAAAGAGAAUACAUUCAAUUACCACCUCACUUGACUGGAGUGAUUCGUGAAAAGGAUUUAAACAAGAUUCAUUUUGAACUAUUGACGAGUCAGAAUGAUUUGGAAGAAAUGGAAGAAAUGGAUGAGAUUUCUUGGAAGAAGGAACGAUCAAUAUUUCUCACUCAACAACAACAUGUCAUUCAUGAUGAAGGGCCAGUCCUGGAGAGAAUAUUUGUUUCACAUAUUUCUGAUUUUACAGAUCCAACUACGACACAUUCUUCCUCAUCAUCAUUGAAUGUCAAGCAAGAGAAUGAAGAAACAGCUCCGAAAAACCAAGUUCGUUUAGGAAUUCUUUGUCGAAAUAACAGUAAAGUGGAUGUGAUACUCAAAUUCUUCAUCGAUGGUAAAGAAUUGAAAGAAAUGGAGACUGUUGUACAGAAAGGAGAAGUUGUGAAUCUUCAUGGAUAUGACGAUUUAAGGAAGAAAAUGAGACAAAGACUCUUGCUUAACAAGUAUGUGCAUAAUCCAGAACGGACACAGAAUGUCACUAAUCAAGCAUCAAGUUCCACCCAGACAGAAAAUGGUUAUGGCGUUAUCAAAAUUGAGGUGUACAAGGCUACUUCAAUCAGAAAAUAUCAUGAUGAUUCUGAUGAAGAGGAGGAAGAGAAAGAGUGUGACAAAGAAAAAGAAAUUGACAAAUCUUCUUCGAAUUCGACUCCACUCCAAACAUUAUCCAAUACGGCACAAAAGCGUUGUGGCAUGCAAGUCACCAUUCAAUCGAGCAAAAUCCAACCACAUAAGAAAACAUCAAAAAGAGGCAAACAAUCACAAACUGAAACAAUAUUUUUCAAGGAAAACCUUCUUUUUCAAUCUCUUUACAAGUAUAGAAAUUAUUUGGGUUUUCUCGUCGAGUUGAACGAUUAUAAUAUUGAUUUGAAAAAGUUGAGUAACACUGCUCAAAGAAGAACAUUGAAAGAAGAGGACCAUUCAUCUGAUUACAGUGACGAAGAAGAUCAUGAUGGAAUUGCCACCAACUCAGCCCCAACAAUAGUCAAAAAAGAGGAAGACUUAAUCGUGGAUCUCACUGAAGAGGAACCACCCAAGGCCAUUGAGACCAUUCCAUUAGAGAGUGACAGCGAAGAAAAUGUCAUGACACCAAAGAUGACCACUCAAAACUCCAUCGCAGAAUGCACAUACAUUUUCACUGAAACUACCCAGGAUGUCACUAGAAAGACCGUAGAUGAAUUGAGAACAUUUAUCAAACUUAACGACGAAGAGUUGUACAACAAUAUUAGAAACAUAUUGAGUGAGAAGGAAAUUUCUGGAAGCAGGUUCAUGAGUCUUAGUUCAGCUGAUUUUUAUCAAAUGAAGUUAGACAUGAAGGAUCAAAUUAAGAUUCUGCAAAUAACGAAUAGAAUUCACCAAAAUUCAAGUUGCCUUAAUAGUGAUUGA
Messenger RNA from Naegleria fowleri, 1575 nucleotides. RefSeq lists its product as uncharacterized. The coding region runs from base 1 to 1575 and encodes 524 amino acids. The transcript has a single exon. The record is from RefSeq and is a predicted model, not a curated record. Lineage: Eukaryota; Heterolobosea; Eutetramitea; Acrasida; Naegleriidae.